Dendrobium catenatum is the source of this 1274-nucleotide messenger RNA. RefSeq names its product mitogen-activated protein kinase kinase kinase 18. Bases 35 to 1264 code for a protein of 409 amino acids. The transcript has a single exon. The record is from RefSeq and is a predicted model, not a curated record. Gene Ontology annotation, biological process: protein phosphorylation. Lineage: Eukaryota; Viridiplantae; Streptophyta; Magnoliopsida; Asparagales; Orchidaceae. Gene Ontology annotation, molecular function: protein kinase activity; ATP binding.
CCCCAUUGCCUUGCAGCUCUUAGUAUCGAGUAACAUGGAAAGGAGGUGGGCGAGGGGAGGAAUCAUCGGAAAAGGCUCCUUCGGAACGGUGAGCCUCGCCGUAGACAGAUCCAACGGUACAAUUUUUGCGGUUAAAUCCAUCAAGUUGAAUUCCUCUCCGCCGCGCGCGCUUGCUGCCUUAGAGAACGAAAUUCGCCUUCUUUCUUCUCUUAAUUCCCCUCACGUCGUAUCCUACCUCGGUGACGACGUCACGGAGGAACCUGACGGCCUGUGGCGGAACUUGCUUCUGGAGUAUCUCCCUGGUGGCACGGCGGCCGACCUCGCCGCCACCGGAAAGAUGAUGGAGGCCGACGUGCGGAGCUGUACGAGGUCCAUCGCUCAAGCACUUCAUUUCCUCCACACAACAGCCGGCGUAGUUCACGGCGACGUCAAGGGUCGGAAUGUAAUUCUUGGAUCGCCGACGGGAAUGGCGAAACUGGCGGAUUUCGGAACUGCGAGUAAGGGGUUGGGGGAGGCAGCGAGGGGUGCAGGAACGCCACUGUGGAUGGCGCCGGAAGUGGCGAGAGGUGAGGCGGCAACGCCGGCGUCGGAUGUGUGGUCACUGGGAUGUACGGUAAUCGAGAUGCUUAGCGGUGGAAGGCAGCCGUGGGAGGAAUCGGGUAUCGCCGACGUCAGGGAUCCGCCUGUUCAGAUGUUUCGCGUAGGGUUUUGCGAGGUUUUGCCAGAAUUUCCGCCAUGGUUAUCGAAGACGGGUCAGGAUUUCCUCGACAAAUGUAUACGAAGAGAUCCCAGCGAACGGUGGACAUGCGAGCAACUGCUCCAGCAUUCUUUCCUCGCCGAUUCGCCGGAGCCGUCGCCAAGAAGCGUUUUUGAACUGGGGAAACUGGAGCGAGAAUUUGAAGACGAUGAAGAUGGUGCUGCAGAAAGUUAUACAGAGAAUGAAAAUUGCGCGGUUGAAUUGGCGAGGGAGAGGAUUCGGGAAUUGGGGUCGUCGGCGGUGGAAUGGAGGAAGGAUGGGUGGGAGGAGGUCAGGUCGGCGGUGGAAAAGAAAUCAAGUGGGGUUGGAGAGUAUAACGGAAAGUGUAGGUGUCUUCGGGUUGUGGGGAAUGUGGGAAUCAGUGGGGCAAAUUGGUUCCUCGGUCUGUUUGCGCCUUUGUUUUUCAUAUUAAUUUGUUGUAUUCAAAUAUUAGUUUAUGAUAUUGCAUGUAAUUUCUUUUCGCCACUUUGUAGCUCUGUUUUUUGUAGAAGUUUAUGUCUGAUAUAAUUUUGAUGAG